AUGGGCUCAGUGGACGACUUGAACUCGGACUCAGACGUUGAACCUCACCAUGCCAGCGAAGCAGGAUUUAGAAACGACUUGGAGGAAAAUUUCUACGACUUCGGUAAUUUUGGGGGUGAAGAAGAGGAUAUUGCGAGAGUACACGGGGGAAGCGGGGAAGUAACUGACUACUUUCCAGACCCUCCUCUGGCCUAUCAGGACAGCUACACAUUUUUGGGCCUGUUCGACUCGGACCAGAAUAGCGUGCAUCGGAAAACGAACCUAUACUAUCUGUUUAGCUGUCGGAGAGAUUGGAAAGUUGCUGCAUGGCUGUUACGCUCAGGCCUGAGCAUGGCAAAGAUUGAUUCUUUUCUAUCGCUUGAAAUGAUUAAGGACUUACCAUUGUCAUUUCGCUCUGCGAAAGAAUUACGGGGUCGGGCCGAGACGCUACCCAGCGGUCCACACUGGAAGUCUCAAGUCAUUCCUACAUUACAUCCUACAAAGUCACCCGUAAUUCUGUACUGGCGCGACCCUAUCGAAUGCAUUGCCAGCAUAUUCAAUCAUCCAUUAUUUCACGGUCAUAUUGACCUCACGCCUCGCAAGGUGUACACCACUGCCGAGAAGCUGUGUCGCGUAUAUACUGAGUGGAUGACAGGAAACGAUGCUUGGGACAUGCAGUCAGCAAUACCCAAGGGCGCGACUCUCCUCGGCACCAUUCUCUCCUCUGACAAGACGAACAUAACUGCGUUAACGGGGGAUCGUGUGGCCCAUCCGCUCCUCAUUAGCCUCGCCAAUAUUCAUACGAACACACGUCUAAAAUCAUCGACUAAUUCUUUCGUCCUCACCGCCCUACUACCAGUUCCGAAGUUUGUUCACAAGAACAAGCGAAUGAAGGGUGUAUUGGAGGACCGUCUUAUACAUCAAUGCCUUGACGUUGUUCUCGAACCAUUGAAGCAGGCUACUCAACAUGGCAUCAUGUUAUCAGAUCCUAUGGGAAACAAUCAUUACUGCUUCACCCCUCUCGUCAGCUAUAUUGCGGACACCCCAGAAGCCAUGAUGUUCGCAGGCGUCGGCGGAAAAACAUCGCCAGUGACCAUGGCAAUGUACAAGCAGUUCGGGGAUGCCUUCCGUCAUGAACCCCGCACGAAAUCGACCACUCUCGCGCAGCUUGCUGUUGUGCAUGCGCGCGCUGAUCCCGACGAUAUCGUGACAUUUUUCCGUGAAGCACAGAAAUUCCGACUGAACGGCGUCGACCUACCAUUGUGGCGGGACUGGGCACUAUCGGAGCCCUCUCAUUUUUUUACACCGGAAUUACUCCACCAUAUCCAUAAGCAGUUCUGGGAUCACGACGCCAAAUGGCUCAUUUCCGCUGUUGGAGACUCUGAGAUAGAUUUCCAUUUCUCAGUCUUACAACCCAUCACCGGUUAUCGGCAAUUUCACAGUGGCAUCUCCAAGUUAAAGCAAGUCACCGGUCGCUGUCAACGAGACGUCCAAAGGUACAUUAUUGCCGUCAGCGCGGAUGCAGCACCUGCUGGUGUUAUCGCCGCUGUACGCGCAUUGAUGCAGUUCCGAUAUCUUGUACAGUUGCCGCGUGUUGAUGAAGAAGAUCUCGGGCGAAUUUUACGUUCAUUGGAUGAGUUUCACGCAAAAAAGGAUGCGAUCAUUACUGCUGGGGCUCGCCGGGGGAAGGGCAAUAAACCCAUUACCAACUGGUACAUCCCCAAGCUUGAGCUAAUGCAAAGCAUUGCUCCCAGCAUUCGCAACUCUGGCGCCGUAGGACAGUGGUCUGCCGACAUCACUGAACACGCUCACAUCACCGAGAUAAAAGACCCCGCAAGAAUGAGCAACAACAUUAACUACGACACACAGAUUUGUCGACACCUUGACCGUGCCGAAAAAUGCCGUCGUUUUGAGCUCGCCACUAGCCUUUUAGAUCACGAGCGGGGUACUCAGGAGCUGGAGGACUUGGAUUCGGACGAUGAAGAUGGUGAUGCCGAUGUUGACGCGCAACAUAUUCCCAUCAACGUGACACAAGACCCACGUCAAAUCACGAACUACUUUGCGAUUGCUAAUGCACUCCAGCGCCGAGAGGUGGGUUCAGUGCCCGUAUCUCUUCGCUUGUUCAUUGUCAAGUGCUCUGCCUUUCAUCUUGCAUACAAGCCCUCCAUUCAAAACAUCACUGUUGACGAAGUCGCCGUCAAAUUUGGUCUACCAGAUCUACGACCCGCUAUCGCUGAUUUCCUCCAGCGUGAGGCAACUUAUGGACAUAAGCAUGUUCAUGCAAUUGGUGGUCCUAGAAGAGCUGGGCCUACCGCUGUCCUUCCAUUUGACAAACUUCAAGUCUGGUUCAAAAUCCGCUUGCAAGAAACAGACUCGCACAACAAUCGCACCGUUAGACCGAGUCAGAUGCUCAAUUGUGCUCCACCCAGUGACCUCUGGACUUUAGGUCGCUAUGAUGCGGUUAUCAUUGAGACCAAUGCAAGCCAUUCAUGGCCUAGCAGUCACGCGGUCGCGCAGAUUAGACUUAUCAUGCGACCCAUUGGCAAGAGUGGUAUACCAUGGUCAUGGAAGGACCGUUUCCUCACCUAUGUUCAACGUUUCGACAUCUCGAAGGAUCGUGAUCCAACUACGCAGCUUCACUUGCUCAAGCGAGCAAAGUGCUCAAAUGGAAGCCGGAUGGGCGAUGUCAUCCCAGUAUCUCAAUUGAGGGCACCUGUCCAUCUCAUCCCUCGCUUUGGCGUUACUGCAGAUACGCGUCUCACCGCCUACAACAGCAUGGAGCAUGCCGCUGUCUUCUUACUUGAGGGUCUUAUAUAA
Molecule: messenger RNA, 2796 nt
Organism: Suillus clintonianus
Lineage: Eukaryota; Fungi; Basidiomycota; Agaricomycetes; Boletales; Suillaceae
Exons: 4
Coding region: 1-2796 (931 amino acids)
Source: RefSeq, a predicted model, not a curated record